Cooperia oncophora is the source of this 681-nucleotide messenger RNA. Lineage: Eukaryota; Metazoa; Nematoda; Chromadorea; Rhabditida; Trichostrongylidae. The record is from the annotation of a GenBank genome assembly.
UUGUUCCAGACUUCCGAAAACAUUCGGCUGGUGGAAUCAAGAGAAUCCUUAGAGAAGCACUAUGAAAUCGGAGCUGUCAUCGGUCAAGGGAAUUUCUCACGAGUUUUCUUCGCACAGAGGCGAAAAGACGAGAAACGAUGCGCACUCAAGGAAAUCGAAAAGCAACAGCUCCGUGGAAAAUGGUUCUUCAUUGAGAACGAGGUUGAAAUUCUCCAAAUGUGCUCACAUCCGAAUAUCUGCCGUCUCGUCGAUGCCUAUAAGACGAACUCCAAGUACAUGCUAGUCUUCGAAUACGCUCAGAAUGGCGACUUAUUCGAGCUGAUACAUCGAGAUGGAAGGCUACCGGAGUGCGAUGCUGCAUUGUUCACCGGCCAGACCGCCUCAGCUCUUGCUUACCUCCACCACAAAAAAAUCGUUCACCGCGACAUCAAACCUGAGAAUCUCCUCCUCUUCAGCAAAAAGCAGGUGCAAUUGUGCGAUUUCGGACUGGCGUGUACCGUUCUUGGACCAUUGUAUCGUGUUUGUGGAACACCAACUUAUUGUGCACCUGAGAUACUCAGAGAGACAGGGUACGGCUUUGCUGUGGAUGUGUGGUCUCUGGGUGUGCUUCUGCAUGUGAUGCUCGUCGGUUUCGCCCCUUUCCGAUUGUUGAAAACGAUUCCCGGUGUCCGCAUUGAUUAA